Caenorhabditis elegans is the source of this 1346-nucleotide messenger RNA. It is a transcript of the gene cdc-42, whose product is annotated as Cell division control protein 42 homolog. Gene Ontology annotation, molecular function: GTPase activity; GTP binding; G protein activity. Gene Ontology annotation, cellular component: recycling endosome; cytoplasm; plasma membrane. The record is from RefSeq and is marked reviewed. The coding region runs from base 6 to 581 and encodes 191 amino acids. The transcript is spliced from 4 exons. NCBI's taxonomy places the organism in Eukaryota, Metazoa, Nematoda, Chromadorea, Rhabditida, Rhabditidae. Gene Ontology annotation, biological process: anatomical structure morphogenesis; animal gross anatomical part developmental process; positive regulation of cellular component organization.
GCGAAAUGCAGACGAUCAAGUGCGUCGUCGUUGGAGAUGGAGCUGUCGGUAAAACUUGUCUCCUGAUCAGCUAUACCACAAACAAGUUUCCUUCUGAGUAUGUGCCGACAGUCUUCGACAAUUACGCCGUCACAGUAAUGAUCGGUGGCGAGCCAUACACAUUAGGAUUGUUUGAUACUGCUGGACAGGAAGAUUACGAUCGAUUAAGGCCUCUAUCGUAUCCACAGACCGACGUGUUUCUUGUUUGCUUCUCCGUGGUUGCUCCAGCUUCAUUCGAGAAUGUCCGAGAAAAAUGGGUGCCUGAAAUUUCGCAUCAUUGCUCAAAGACCCCAUUCUUGUUAGUUGGUACUCAAGUCGAUCUCAGGGAUGAUCCAGGAAUGCUCGAGAAACUGGCAAAAAACAAGCAGAAACCAGUGUCAACGGAUGUUGGAGAGAAGUUGGCAAAGGAAUUGAAAGCAGUGAAAUACGUUGAAUGCUCAGCGUUGACGCAGAAGGGACUGAAAAAUGUAUUCGACGAAGCCAUUCUGGCCGCUCUCGACCCACCACAACAGGAGAAGAAGAAGAAGUGCAAUAUUCUCUAGGAACGUCUUCCUUGUCUCCAUGUUUUCCUCUGUUUUGUGACUGUGUUUUUCUUUCUAUGUCCAAAUUUUCUUAGCCCCCGACUUCCACUCUUCUCAUACUUCUAAAUUUCCCUGAAAAAUGCCAAACGAGAAGCGGUUGCUGUUAUUUUUGACAGCAUCAUAGAAGAUGAUUUUCUUCAAUUCGUCUCCUGUAACUUAUCCAGUAGAAUCUCGAUGAGCAUGAUUCCAGAAUUUUUUAAUUGUUUCGUAUAGAAUUUCGAUAAGCAGGGCAGUUUAUAGUUUCUCAUCUGUUUUCGAAUUUUUAUCGAAUAAUCCCCUCGAAAAUUUUUAAAAGUUCAUCCAAAUUAACUAUCAUUCUUUUCAAUGACACCUCCUCUUUAACAUUUUCGUCGUCGUUUUUAUUUUCUUUUUUAUCCCAAAACGUGUUUAUAGUCCGGAUACACCGUUACGUAAUGCGCCUUCUCCUUUCCCAUGGUUCUUUUUAUAAUUAUAUAAUAGGUGUUGUAUAGCACAACCAACUACAUCCCGAGUCGCUUGUUUCUUCAUUUGCUGCUCAAAAAUACCGACCAGUUUGUUUUUCUUCUUUCCUUUUUUUUGUGCUUUUCUGCCUUCACACAUCCAUUUCCCAUUUUAAACUGUUUUCUCAUCCACUACGUUUUGUGUCUCCCUCCUCCUUUCUCCAGAACAACUCUGUAUUUUAAUUUUUCUACAUAUUGUUGUUAUAUAUUUGCGAUCCAAAACAAUAAAGGUGUGAUAUAAAAAAUU